Messenger RNA from Lontra canadensis (Northern American river otter), 510 nucleotides. RefSeq names its product DNA-(apurinic or apyrimidinic site) lyase-like. The transcript has a single exon. Lineage: Eukaryota; Metazoa; Chordata; Mammalia; Carnivora; Mustelidae. Gene Ontology annotation, cellular component: nucleus. Bases 1 to 510 code for a protein of 169 amino acids. The record is from RefSeq and is a predicted model, not a curated record. Gene Ontology annotation, biological process: base-excision repair. Gene Ontology annotation, molecular function: double-stranded DNA 3'-5' DNA exonuclease activity; phosphoric diester hydrolase activity; DNA-(apurinic or apyrimidinic site) endonuclease activity.
AUGAGAUGGCAGGAGGUCUCAGUGAUUGUGGCUGAAUUUGACGCAUUUGUGUUGGUAACAGCCUAUGUACCUAACGCAGGUCAAGGUCUGUUACGCUUGGGGUACUGGCAGCACUGGGAUGAAGGCUUUCGCAAGUUCCUGAAGGGUUUGGCUUCCCAGAAGCCCCUUGUGCCAUAUGGGGACCUCAAUGUGGCUCAUGAAGAAAUCGACCUUCAUGACCCCAAGGGAAACAAAAAGAAUGCUGGCUUCACUCCACAAGAGCGUCAAGGCUUUGGGGCAUUACUACAGGCUAUGCCACUGGCUGGCAGUUUCCGGCACCUCUACCCCAACACAGCCUAUGCCUAUACCUUUUGGACCUACAUGAUGAAUGCUCAAUUCAAAAAUGUCAGUUGGCACCUUCAUUACUUUUUGUUGUCUCACUCUCUGUUACCUGCAUUGUGUGACAGCAAGAUCCAUUCCAAGGCCCUGAGCAGUGACUACUGUCCUAUCACCCUACACUUAGCACUGUGA